AUGGAUGACUACGGGACCGAGUCUGAUAGUGACUACACCAGCUACUGGAGAGAUUGGUUUAUCUCGUCCCGUGGCAACGAAUACUUUUGCGAGAUCGACGAGGAGUACCUGACGGACCGCUUUAAUCUGACGGGCCUGAACACCGAGGUCCAGUACUACCAAUAUGCGCUGGACCUUGUCACCGAUGUUUUCGAUCUCGACUGCGACGAUGAGAUGCGUGAGACGAUAGAAAAGUCGGCCAGGCACCUGUAUGGCCUCGUCCACGCUCGGUAUAUCGUCACAACAAGAGGUUUGGCGAAAAUGGUAAAAUUACCCCCUCUUCCUCCCACUUGUCCCUUUGCUCUGCCCGCCCUCCCCUCCAAUAUCAUACUAACAGAUGACGCUCCCGCCCUCCCACAGCUCGAGAAAUACAAAAAAGCCGACUUCGGCAAAUGCCCCCGCGUAAUGUGCCACUCGCACCCGCUGCUCCCCAUGGGCCUCUCCGACAUCCCCAACCUCAAGCCGGUCAAGCUGCACUGCGCGCGGUGCGAGGACACGUACAACCCCAAGUCGUCGCGGCACGCGUCCAUCGACGGCGCCUACUUCGGCACGUCCUUCCACAACAUCCUCUUCCAGGUCUACCCAGCCCUGAUCCCCGCCAAGAGCGCCGAGCGCUACGUCCCGCGCGUCUACGGCUUCAAGGUCCACGCCGCCGCCGCCCUCGUGCGCUGGCAGAACGGCGUCCGCGACGACAUGCGCCGCCGCCUGCGCAAGAUGGAGGUCGAGAGCGGAUUUAAGGACGGCGACGACGACCUGGACGAGGACGAUGACGACCCCGAGGACGAGGAGGAGCUGCUGCAGCAGCUCGCCGUGGCGGAGUACAGAGGUGGCGGUGCUGCCGCCGUUGCUGCCGCUGCUACUACGGGCGGCGAGGCGCAGAUGGGGAGUGUUGCGUAA
Molecule: messenger RNA, 936 nt
Organism: Chaetomium globosum CBS 148.51
Lineage: Eukaryota; Fungi; Ascomycota; Sordariomycetes; Sordariales; Chaetomiaceae
Exons: 2
Coding region: 1-936 (311 amino acids)
Cellular component (GO): protein kinase CK2 complex; cytoplasm
Molecular function (GO): protein kinase regulator activity
Source: RefSeq, a predicted model, not a curated record